CCCGUCUACCGCUUCGUUCCAGAGCUCCGAGCUCUGGAACUCUUCAUCCGCAACACGGUCUUCGACACCGUCAGCCUCGUCGUGGUCCGAGGAACCAAUCCUGCAGGAAGAGCCGUCGGGGUUCCAGUACCUUCUGGCGUGCAUCAACCAGAAGAGCUUCCCGAUACUGAUUCACAUCGAGUGCAGCUCUUUCGAGAAUGACCAGUACCUUUGCCGGGAAAUCUGGGAAUAUUACCGAAUGAUACGGGAGGGGGCAACCUGGAAGACGUCCUUUCUUGUUCCUUUAUUAAUCGCUACUGUGAUGAGCAGCGUAUCAGACUUUCUUGAGAAAAGAACUCCUAGUUGGCUGAAAUGGAUAUCCCGACUAUUUCGAUCGUUGUCUGAUAUUAGCUUGUUCAAGAUGGAUACUGGCGAUUUCGUCCGGUUUCAACUCGUGCCGGUUGGAGAGGCCACCGUGCCGAACCACUUCAAGUGCGGAGAGUUUCCCCCGUGCUCCGAGGCGAAGGCCGGGAACUAUCUAUACGAGCCGGUGCCAAUGGCCAACGUAGCGCUCGCGUCCAUCCCGCUGUGGCAUCUCACGCGGCCGGGCCGACACAGCGACAAGUACUGGAUCACGACGUUCCCAAAGAAGCUCCGGUAUCCCCUGCGUCGCGAGGCGGAGGUUUACGGGAAGCCGGUCAUCGGAUGGGGCAUACGGGUCAACGAGUGCUUCAACUGGGGCCAGUUCCUGUUCCUUAUCCUAACGGUGAUCGUGAUAAUCGGUGCAAUCAUGGGCGCUUAUCUGGCGCUGAGGGCGGACGAUUCAUCUGGUUUCGGGCUGGCGGCGUUUCUGGCGGCGUUUCUGGCGGCUGUGGCCGCGAUUUACAUCCCAUACCAGUAUUUCGCUUGGAAGGAGAAGCUUGAUUAGUCUUCUCACCCGAUGGAGUUUGGCUGGGCUCGGGUUCAUGGGUGGUCAGGUAACGGGGUAAUGAUAUAUGAUAUGAUCGAUAAUGAGUUCCUUUCCAAUUCCCCAAACUUUCCCAUAGGCACCAAGGUCUAUGCAU
Messenger RNA from Colletotrichum navitas, 1043 nucleotides. RefSeq lists its product as uncharacterized. Bases 239 to 907 code for a protein of 222 amino acids. The record is from RefSeq and is a predicted model, not a curated record. The transcript is spliced from 2 exons. Lineage: Eukaryota; Fungi; Ascomycota; Sordariomycetes; Glomerellales; Glomerellaceae.